Falco peregrinus (peregrine falcon) is the source of this 1456-nucleotide messenger RNA. RefSeq names its product heat shock transcription factor, X-linked-like. Gene Ontology annotation, molecular function: sequence-specific DNA binding; DNA-binding transcription factor activity. The transcript is spliced from 2 exons. Gene Ontology annotation, biological process: regulation of DNA-templated transcription. The record is from RefSeq and is a predicted model, not a curated record. NCBI's taxonomy places the organism in Eukaryota, Metazoa, Chordata, Aves, Falconiformes, Falconidae. The coding region runs from base 298 to 1398 and encodes 366 amino acids.
GCACAUGUCAGAGGUGGCCAGCUGAAAAAGUGCCUGAACAGAGCACUGGGGUGCCCAACGCCGCCGCCGUCCCCGCUCCUCGCUGCAGACCCCCCUGGAUGCAGCUGGACACAGCACGGUCCCCUCAUUGCCCACAGCCCUUCAACAGCUUCGUUGCCUGCGGGGCGCUGCAGUCCCGCCAGCGGCGGCUCUGCCAGUGAAAAGCAGCAACAGAAGUUGCUCUUCAGCAACUGCUCCUCCGGCUGCUCCUUUCUGCCAGGCCACCGUUUUCAAACGUCACCGUGACGUCGCAUUGUGAUGUCACCACUAUGCAGCACGGGCAUCACAAUGCCGUGCCGGAAUAUCUGCUGGGACCCACAGCCAGCCAGUGCCAGCUGGCCUUUGCUUGCUGACUGGCAGGACCAAGGCCUGGCUCUCCACGGUGCUGGCCACCGAGGCAAGCUUGGCACAAAAGCAAUGGAGCGGGAGCUGUCUGCUCAAGUAACACCAUCCCUGCCUGCUCCAGAGGAGCUGGGGCAGUGGGCAGACACGACUUGUGCUGGCCCUCCAGGACAGGGGGAAAGUGCCCCCCGGGACGCUGCCACGCAAGUGGUAGGGGAGGAGCGGCACGUCCAACCGGGGGGUGACGGACAUGACACCAAACAAGUCCCUCCUACUUCCAGCAAGAGCGUGGGCCAAGGCAGUGGGCUCCUGUCGCUCCGCUUUCCACAGAAGCUUUGGACGAUGGUGGAAAGCGACCAGUUUCGGUCCAUUUGGUGGAGCAAGGGAGGAAAAUACGUGGCCAUCAACGAGAAGCUCUUCAAAGAGGAGGUGCUGGGCGGGGGAGGACCUCUGCAGGUUUACACCAGGCAGAGCAUGAAGAGCUUCCUUCGCCAGAUGAACUACCACGGAUUCGUCAAAAUGCAAGGGGAUGGCGAAAGAUCUGCCUCCCUGCCUGAGUUCCUGGCAGAAGAAGCAGCAGCUGCUGCUCACAGCAAGGUACUCUACUACUAUAACCCCCUCUUUAACAGAGGGCAUCCCCACCUGCUGGAAAAGUGCCGGAGGAGGGCUGGCCUCAAGCGGAAAGCCCUGGAGAUGGAUGAGGGGCAGCCCUGCAGAAGACCAGGUGGCCAGCCUGCAGGGGACAUGCCAGCGUCCACCAAGCGAUGGGCUGAAGCACCUCCCAGCCUCGGUGCCACCCGUCCAUCUCCACCAGCAGCUGCUCCCGCACUUCCAGAGCCGGCGGGAGCAGCGGGCAGCAAGAACUUCAGCCCUGUGGCCCCCUCCUCCCCACCACCACUCUCAGCUCUGCCAGCGUCCCCAGCACCACUCUGCAGACAAAGCCCUCCAGUCCCCCACUGCCCCACCUGCACCUGCCACCUCAGGACUGCAGAUGCAGGUCAUGCCAUCAGACUCUAGUAUGGCAUGUUCUGGAUGGGCAGAGAGUCAGGAGCCAGUCGAUGGUGUUGAAUAUCAU